AUGCAGAAGUCAAACAAGAGAAUCAAGCAGGACCAAAGUACGAGUAGUAACUGUACCAGCAACGGCGGCUCAACGACGGCGCCGCUUCAUUUUUCGCCGCCGCGUCUCACCAGUGAGGAGGAAGUUUCCAUCAUGGUUUCCGCCCUCAAAAACGUUAUCACCGGCGCCGCCGCCGAAAACGCGGGUUACGAGUUCUGUGGUUCUGAUCAUUUCAGACGCGCCGCCGCCGGUGGUGGCUUUAUCUCUGUUUCCGAUGAUUUGGAAACUUGCCGCUUCUGCCGGAUAAAUGGCUGCUUGGGCUGUAAUUUCUUUGACGAUCAGGAAAACAAGAGUAGCCACAACAACAGCAACGCACCGUCUUCAGCAGCGACGCCGCCGCCAGUGGCGGCGGCGGCGGAGGAUGGGAAGAAGAGGAAGAAGAAGAAUUACAGGGGUGUGCGGCAGCGGCCGUGGGGGAAGUGGGCGUCGGAAAUAAGAGACCCACACAAGGCGGCGCGUGUGUGGCUGGGAACUUUCGAGAACGCGGAGGACGCGGCGCGUGCUUACGAUAGGGCGGCCAUCAAGUACCGUGGGCCCCGAGCGAAGCUCAAUUUUCCAUUCUCGGACUACACUGCCGGCGGCGUUGGUGCCGCCACUUCUUCCAUCGCCGCCGCGCUUACGGCGGCGAGUUCCUCUUUCUGCCAUCAGCAAGAAAAUGUGGUGAUUGAAAUGCAGAAGAAGCGGAAACAAGAAAAUUUUGGGGAAAUGGAAAUUGGAUCGAGCAGUAAUAAUAAUAAUAAUAAUAAUUAUGAGAUAAAUAAUUACGGUGAUUUGGUGAUCGGAGAAGAUGAUAUUAAGGAGUGGCUGAUGAUGAUGGAUUUCGACAAUGGCGGGAGUUCAUCGGACUCUGCUAAUGGCGGCGGAAUUAAUGCUCAUUGCGUGUAGUGCAAUGCUAAUUAAUUACAUUAUUUUAUUAUUU
Erythranthe guttata (spotted monkey flower) is the source of this 958-nucleotide messenger RNA. Its product is annotated as ethylene-responsive transcription factor ERF109. Lineage: Eukaryota; Viridiplantae; Streptophyta; Magnoliopsida; Lamiales; Phrymaceae. Gene Ontology annotation, molecular function: DNA-binding transcription factor activity; DNA binding. Gene Ontology annotation, biological process: ethylene-activated signaling pathway; regulation of DNA-templated transcription. The record is from RefSeq and is a predicted model, not a curated record.